This is a messenger RNA of Heteronotia binoei (common prickly gecko), 975 nucleotides long. Its product is annotated as cytochrome P450 11B, mitochondrial-like. Gene Ontology annotation, biological process: cholesterol metabolic process; cortisol metabolic process; glucocorticoid biosynthetic process. Lineage: Eukaryota; Metazoa; Chordata; Lepidosauria; Squamata; Gekkonidae. The transcript is spliced from 5 exons. Gene Ontology annotation, cellular component: mitochondrion; mitochondrial inner membrane. The record is from RefSeq and is a predicted model, not a curated record. Gene Ontology annotation, molecular function: heme binding; steroid 11-beta-monooxygenase activity; iron ion binding. The annotation marks the transcript as partial.
AUGGGAGCCAGCAGCCGGCUGAGCCCCCGGGCAGCCCGGGGCACCAUCUCCCGCUCCUUCUGGGCCGGCCGGGCCUGCCGGGCAGUGGCCCCAGCGGUGGCCGCUGAGCCGAGCCCUUCCAAGGUGCUGCCCUUCGAGGCCAUUCCCCACAGCGGCCCCAAUGCCUGGCUCAAACUCUACCGCUUCUGGAGGACCAACAGCUUCCAAAACCUCCACUACAUCAUGCAGAAGAACUUCCAGCGCUUGGGACCCAUCUACAGGGAGACGGUGGGCACCCACAGCAGCGUGAACGUGCUCCUGCCCCGCGAUGCCGCCCAGCUGUUUCAGUCGGAGGGGAUCUACCCACGCCGAAUGGGCAUCGAUUCCUGGAUUGCCCACCGGGUCCUGCGGAACCACAAAUGUGGCGUCUUCCUGUUGAACGGGGAGGACUGGCGUGCCGACCGGCUGGUCCUCAACAAAGAGGUGAUCAGCCCUGCCAGCACCCACAAAUUCCUGCCCUUCCUCAACACCGUGGCGGAGGACUUUGUCGACUUUAUGCACCGGCGGGUGAGGAAGAACACACGGCGGCUGCUCACGGUCGACCUUUACCAUGACCUCUUCCGCUUCACCUUGGAAGCCAGCAACUACACCUUCUACGGGGAGCGCCUAGGCCUUCUGGAGGAGAACUCCAGCCCGGAGUCCCAGCGCUUCAUCCAUGCCCUGGAGACCAUGUUGCAGACCACCUUGCCGCUGCUCUUCAUCCCGCCAGAAGUCAUGCGCUGGGCCAACCACAAGCUCUGGCAAGACCACAUGGACGCCUGGGACACCAUCUUCCAGCACGCGGACAAGUGCAUACAGAACAUCUACCAGGAAUUCUGCCUGGGGAAGCCCCGCAAGUACUCUGGGAUCAUGGCCGAGCUGCUGCUGAAAGCCGAACUGCCCCUGGACUCAAUCAAGGCCAACAUGACGGAGUUCACAGCCGGGGCUGUUGACACA